AUGGAUAGGAAAACAAGGUCAGGCAAGGUUGUUCUAAUAGGUGAUGGUGCUUGUGGAAAAACAUGUCUGCUAGAAGUGUUUAAAAGCAAUAGAUUCCCGGAAGAGUAUGUGCCCACUGUUGUAGACAACUUUUUAAAAGUUGUAGAGUUUGAAAAUGGAAAGAAAAUAACGCUUGCGCUUUGGGAUACUGCUGGACAAGAUGACUAUGAUACUAUAAGACCACUCUCGUAUAGAGAAACAGACCUUGUAAUAAUAUGCUAUUCAAUUGAAGAUAAGAACUGUGUGGAUGGCAUUGAAAAUAAGUGGCUGCUGGAAGUAAAGAACUACUGUCCAAAUGCAAAGUAUUUUUUAGUAGCAUUAAAAAAAGAUCUUAGAAAUGACCCUCAAGUCGAUCAAUCCACUUUGUUAACAGAAGAAGAAGGCGCAGGAUUAGCAAAGAAAAUUAAAGCAGAAAAAUUCUUUGAAUGCUCUGCCCUGGCAAGAGAAAAUAUAAACGAAAUUUUUGAGGCUGCAGGUGAGUAUAUUUAUUAUAACAGUGAGACACUUGAGCCAGAAGAAACCUGUUGCGGUAGAUUUGUAAAUUGGUGCAGGUGCUGUGGCAAAUAA
Molecule: messenger RNA, 606 nt
Organism: Vittaforma corneae ATCC 50505
Lineage: Eukaryota; Fungi; Microsporidia; Nosematidae
Product: small GTP-binding protein domain protein
Exons: 1
Coding region: 1-606 (201 amino acids)
Biological process (GO): small GTPase-mediated signal transduction
Molecular function (GO): GTPase activity; GTP binding
Source: RefSeq, a predicted model, not a curated record